This is a messenger RNA of Thyridium curvatum, 615 nucleotides long. RefSeq lists its product as uncharacterized. NCBI's taxonomy places the organism in Eukaryota, Fungi, Ascomycota, Sordariomycetes, Thyridiales, Thyridiaceae. The coding region runs from base 1 to 615 and encodes 204 amino acids. The record is from RefSeq and is a predicted model, not a curated record. Gene Ontology annotation, molecular function: enzyme regulator activity; calcium ion binding. The transcript has 4 exons.
AUGGAGGUUGAUUUAAUGCAGAUCGACUCGGUACAAGAGGCUCCAGGUCUCGAGGACAAGAAGGUCUCGGAGUUUCACGAGGUGUUUUCUAUCUUUGAUAAGAACGGCGAUGCCACCUCCGCAAAAAAACUAGGCAAAAUCACCGCCGCGGAGCUCGGCAUCGUCAUGCGAUCACUCGGCCACAACCCGUCCGAGACGGAGCUGCAGGACAUGGUCAACGAAGCCGAUGCGGACAACAAUGGCACGAUUGACUUUGACGGUACGUUUCACUCGGCAAGCAUGGGUCGGUGGUGGCAAUUUCGUGAUAACAGAACGAGGGUCUCGGAGAAUAUCUUUGUGGCUGACGUGUUUCAUCCUUUCUCCAACACAAAAGAGUUCUUGGCUAUGAUGGCAUGGAAAAUGAAGGAAGCAGACCACGAGCAGGAACUCCGGGAGGCCUUCAACGUGUUCGAUCGCGACAACGACGGUUUCAUCACGGCGGAAGAGCUGCGCCACGUCAUGACAUCGAUGAGCGAGAGCGAGCAGCUCACGGAUGUCGAGCUCGAUGUCAUGAUCCGAGAAGCGGAUCAGAAUGGAGACGGCCAGAUUGACUGUAAGUGGAUCGCCAUGGGUUGA